This is a messenger RNA of Morchella importuna, 1344 nucleotides long. RefSeq lists its product as uncharacterized. Gene Ontology annotation, biological process: mRNA splicing, via spliceosome; mRNA export from nucleus. The transcript has 5 exons. The coding region runs from base 1 to 1344 and encodes 447 amino acids. Gene Ontology annotation, molecular function: RNA helicase activity; RNA binding; ATP binding. The record is from RefSeq and is a predicted model, not a curated record. NCBI's taxonomy places the organism in Eukaryota, Fungi, Ascomycota, Pezizomycetes, Pezizales, Morchellaceae.
AUGUCUGGCGAGGAAGAUCUUAUCGACUACUCUGACGACGAGGGUCUUGAUACCAAAGUCGACGCAACCACCACCGCCGUCAGUGGUGAUGUUGCUGCUAAAAAGUCAGAUGCGACUGCUUCCGCAGCCGCUGGAGCCGGAGCCACUGCUGCCGACAAGAAGGGUUCUUAUGUCGGAAUUCAUUCGACUGGUUUCCGAGAUUUCCUUCUCAAGCCCGAACUACUCAGAGCUAUCGUCGACUGCGGUUUCGAACAUCCGUCCGAGGUCCAGCAAGUCUGCAUUCCUCAGUCGAUUCUUGGAACAGAUGUUCUUUGCCAGGCCAAAUCCGGUCUUGGUAAGACUGCGGUCUUCGUCCUCACGACUCUUCAACAAGUCGACCCUGUCCCUGGCGAGGUCUCAGUCCUGGUCAUGUGCCACACCCGUGAAUUAGCAUACCAGAUCAAGAACGAGUACGCGCGUUUCAGCAAAUAUAUGCCUGAUGUCCGCACUGCAGUCUUCUAUGGUGGUACCCCAAUGCAAAAGGACGUGGAGGUAUUGAAGAACAAGGAUCAACACCCCCACAUCAUUGUCGCGACCCCCGGUCGAUUGAACGCGUUGGUUCGUGACAAGCACCUGAGGCUAGGGAGCGUCAAGGUGUUUGUGUUGGAUGAGUGCGACAAAAUGUUGGAGCAGAUUGACAUGCGCCGCGAUGUACAGGAAAUCUUCCGUGCAACUCCUCAGCAGAAGCAAGUUAUGAUGUUUUCUGCCACUCUUUCGCAGGAGAUCCGCCCGAUUUGCAAGAAGUUUAUGCAGUCUCCUCUGGAAAUUUAUGUAGACGACGAGACCAAACUUACCUUACACGGUCUUCAGCAGUACUACGUGAAGCUUGAUGAAAAGGAGAAGAACAGGAAACUGAACGAACUAUUGGACCAGCUCGAGUUUAACCAAGUUAUCAUCUUUGUCAAGAGUACCCUGAGAGCAAACGAGCUCAACAGACUAUUGACGGAGUGCAACUUUCCCAGCAUUGCUGUGCACAGUGGAAUGGCCCAGGAAGAUCGUAUUGCACGAUACAAGCAAUUCAAAGAGUUCAAUAAGCGGAUUUGCGUCGCUACAGAUGUCUUUGGUCGUGGUAUUGAUAUUGAACGUAUCAACCUUGCUAUCAACUAUGAUCUUCCAUCCGACCCCGACUCUUACUUGCAUCGUGUUGGUCGUGCCGGUCGUUUCGGAACCAAGGGUUUGAGUAUCUCCUUUGUGAGCUCAAAGGAGGACGCCGAGGUCCUUGACAAGAUUAUGGAAAGGUUCGAAGUCAGCUUGGACCCGUUCCCAGAGGGCGGAAUUGAUGCCAGCUCUUACAUGAACACUUAA